AUAAUCAGACGAGUCUCCACAAAACCAUCUCACCAAAACAUUGGAAUCUAACAACAACUAAGGUUGAAAAUCAGACUAAUCUCCACACAAUCGUCUCACCUGCACGUAUGAAUCUAACAACCACUAAGGAAUCAAGUCCCUGGAUACAACAACAUUUAAAAAGAAGCGUCUACAUUUAUACUGUGACAUUAAAUCGUAGCUGCCAUGCCAACAACGACAGUCAACGUUACAUAGAUCCCAUUGUAAUCGUGUACGAUUCAAAGUCUGGGCGCAGCAUCGAGUGUUAUGUUACCAUGGAUACAAUAAAUGAGCAAAUAGCGACGUGUGGCGUUGAAUUCAAAACGAACUCGAUCAAAGUUCGUUCAUCAGAUAAAAGUGUAAUUUUGGAGUUGUGCAGUGAACCAGAUGUAUCGGCUUUCGAUAACUUCACUAACAUACGAGGAGUUUCGUUUGAAUUAUGGAACAAGUAUAUAUUGUCUAAAAAAACGCUAAUUUUGAAGAAAGAUGAGGUGUUUCGUGAUAGUCCCAAUAUUUCCAGUGUUUUGCCAACCUUUGCUAUUCCUGGAUUUUCGGGUAUCUUAAACUACAGUCUACGAGGAAAAGGUUAUAUUAUGGUCAAUACCUCAGGACUUUACUUCAUCUCAGCUUCAUGUGGCGAUGAAUGUGAAAUAUGGCUAAGAAAAGCCGAAGAACCAGGACUGGAUGAUGAGAGAUACGAUGAGGAGUUGUUGAUUAAAAUCGAAUUACCUACGUAUCCCAUCAGAUACAAAUUGAGCAAAAGCCAAUACAAAUAUCGUAACUUCAGCAAAUGUCAUUUAUAUCACAUGGAAGUUUACAUGCGACAGAGGGUCAACCAGGAUUAUCUCACUGUAGUCACAAGGUUACCCGGCCAAAACAAUAUCCAGCUUUUCUCCCAGGAGUACCUGUACUGGAUGAGACCAGGUUCUAGAGUUCUGGAGUUUCACUUAACCAACAACAUCAGUAGAAAGAUUGCGCUUGGUUCAGAAAUCACCUUAGAAGCUGUCUACAAAUUCUGCUGCAAAGGCAUCCUCUGUCCUUCCUGCCCCCUGGUAUUAAAGCUAGAAGCGUUUAAGCAGACCAUAAUGUUGAACAGGAGCCUAGAAAUGACCUGUGAAGAACACAAAAUGAGACACAAAAUCGAGGCGGUCGUUCAACCAGGCAACUACAGUAUUUAUAUUCUACAAGACUUCAGUGCUCUUUUCGCAAUGGAAGAUGUUCCGGAUGGAUCGUUACGUCACAAGACACUUCAUGCCAGUGGAGUUUAG
Messenger RNA from Actinia tenebrosa (Australian red waratah sea anemone), 1286 nucleotides. RefSeq lists its product as uncharacterized. NCBI's taxonomy places the organism in Eukaryota, Metazoa, Cnidaria, Anthozoa, Actiniaria, Actiniidae. The record is from RefSeq and is a predicted model, not a curated record.